AUGAAAUGUUUCAAAAACACUGAACAGUUAAAUCAAUCAAUUAAAGACAUUUCUAAUCAAUAUAGUGAGUUAUUUGGUGAAUCUAUAUUUUCUAUUGAACAAAAACUAAGAGGAGAAUUAAAUCUAUUGGAAAAUAAAUUAAAAUCAGAUACUGACCUAACAACUAUAACAUCAGCUAUAACAUUUCUAGACAAGCUUGAUUUUGACUAUUUUCCAGUAUUUUCUUUAUUUAUUAAAAUUCUAAUCACUCUGCCAAUAUCUAUUGCUACAGCAGAAAGAAGCUUUUCUUCUCUACGUUUACUAAAAACAUGGCUAAGAACUAGAAUGAGCGAAGAAAGGUUAACUGGUCUAGCUUUGUUAUACAUUCACAAAAAUAUUGAUAUUCAUAAUAAUAUUGAGAAUAUCAUUAAUAGAUUUGCUAAUGAUAAAAAUAGAAAAUUGGACUUUAUUUUGUAA
Messenger RNA from Macrosiphum euphorbiae (potato aphid), 456 nucleotides. The record is from the annotation of a GenBank genome assembly. NCBI's taxonomy places the organism in Eukaryota, Metazoa, Arthropoda, Insecta, Hemiptera, Aphididae.